GUUUCGGUCCAAGUAAGCCUACUUUUCAGUUCCAUUUAUACAGUAUCUAAUCCAAAAGAGAUCGUCUUCAUUUACCAAAGCACAAGAGAGGAGAAAGAAAGAAAAAAAUGUCGAAUUGCAGGUUUCUCUACCACAACGGCGUCGUUACGGAGGCUCCUCCCGUCACCACUUUCCUCCAAUCUCUCCCCGGUGCUUAUACUACGACGAGAACGAUAAACAAUUCCACUAACUUCUUGUUCUGGGAGAGACACUUGAAGAGACUUUCCACCUCAGUCCGUAUCCUUUUGGAUUCAAAGCCUGAGUUUUUGUUCAGCUCGGUGCCAUCAUCUCGUUUUUCGAUGAACCAACCGGUUCAUGAGUCGUGUAUUUACGAUUUAGUUAAUGGGUCUAUGAGCAAGGCUAUGAGAUCUGUUGUAGUUAAGGAAAGGGAGAGACUUUGUGGAGAAGAGUUAGCUGUAACGGUUCUUGUUACUGGUAAUGAGGAGAAGUUGUUGAGUAGGUUAGGUAAUGAAAAGGUAGUGGAUUUUUUGGAUGUGUGGUUGCAUAUUGGUGGAUACUCGUUAAGUGUUGGUGAGAGUGCUGCGAGUUUGGCUUUGGUUGGUUAUGGAAGAGAUGUUGCUAAUGCUAAGUACUCAGAUUGGGUAAGGUUGAGGAAGCCUCUGGAGAAGUUUAGACCUCCUUUGACUACUGAGCUUCUUUUGUCGAAUGAUGGUGAUCAUUUGCUUGAGGGUUGCGUCACCAACUUCUUCGUGGUGUGUCGUAAGAAGUCAUCAUCUGGGGAGAGUUUGAAGGAGUUUGAAGUUCAGACUGCACCUGUAAGUGAUGGUGUGCUUCCAGGAGUUAUAAGAGAGGUUGUCAUCGAAGUGUGCUUAAGCAAGGGGAUUCCAUACCGGGAGAGAGCACCUUCGUGGUCUGAGCGGGAGCUUUGGGAAGAAGCCUUCAUUACAAGUAGUCUGAGGAUUUUGCAGCACGUCGGGACGAUUAAAGUACCGGUUGAUUCACUAGAGGCAUUGGCUUGUAUUAAACCAGAGGAGAUUGAGUGGAAGGAGAAAAGGUUUAAGGAAGGACCUGGAAUGAUCACUAAGUUAAUCCAGAAAGCGAUAAUGGAGAGAGGAAUUGAAGAAGGGUUCCCUUUGAAGGAUUUGUAAGGCCUUUUCAUUGUCUUUGUCAAAUAGGCUGAAAGUUUGAUUACUGGUCUAGUUCUACUCAUGUCAACAUCAUCAAAAUGUAAUCAAGACUCUCUCUUCAAGCUUAAAAACCGCGUUUUGCGAUUUGAGCUAGAAACGUCUUCUUCGGUUUGCAUGAUGCUUAAUCAAGCUUGGUUAAUUUUACAUAGGCUUGUGUUUCUUCUUCUUUCCAGUUCCCUAGUGAUCACAGUACAACGAAUAACUUCUAUAUCAUAUGUCAAUGAUAGCACACAUCAUGUCAUGUGUUGCUCAUUGAUCUGAUGUACCCUUCCUCACAUGUCAUACGGCUCCUUUAGAAAGCACUUUUUUGCCUAUUU
Molecule: messenger RNA, 1504 nt
Organism: Eruca vesicaria subsp. sativa (arugula)
Lineage: Eukaryota; Viridiplantae; Streptophyta; Magnoliopsida; Brassicales; Brassicaceae
Source: the annotation of a GenBank genome assembly